Molecule: messenger RNA, 9807 nt
Organism: Engraulis encrasicolus (European anchovy)
Lineage: Eukaryota; Metazoa; Chordata; Actinopteri; Clupeiformes; Engraulidae
Gene: eys
Product: eyes shut homolog
Exons: 50
Coding region: 239-9373 (3044 amino acids)
Molecular function (GO): calcium ion binding
Source: RefSeq, a predicted model, not a curated record
GUCAGAUAAAACCCAGGCCGCGUAGUCUACACAGUCAACCUCAGGGAGCACACGGUCACUGCCUGCGCCAUGCCAUUGAUCAAGCCCUGGGUUGAUGCCAGCCACCGUGUUGAAUGAGCCAACCGCCCCCCACCGCUCCACCCCACCUCACCUCACUCCCUCACACCCUCUUCGCCUGCUCGAUCCAUCCAUCCAUCCUGCAAAUGACCACAGAUAAGCCAUGCGGACAUAGAUAAUCAUGCGCGGGAAGAAAGCAGCUGAGCGGCCAGGCAUGAAGAGGCUAAACCUGCAGCUCAUUGCCUUGCUGCUCGCCUAUUUCAUGGAUGAAGGCCUCGGCAGCCAGGCAAUCUGCGGCGCCGGCGGUGGUGGUGGCGGCGGCGCUGGCGGCUCUCCGGCGGCGGCCCCCCGCGAGUGGCGCUCCCAGCCCCAGAGCACCACUGUGAAAUGGACACUCAUGGAAAACACCUGCACCGGCUUGACCCAGUGCCACGCCGGACAGAUUGAUGGAGGAGGAGGAGGAGGAAGAGGGGGAGGCGAUGCCCCCUCGCAGCUCUGCCCCUUGGAGCUGCAGUUAGGGGACGUGCUCUACAUGUUUGCCCACGUCACGCUGGAGGAGUACGGCCUGAACCUGGCCAACGUGUCCAAGGAGGAGUUCGACAAUUGCUCUGCUCUGCACCCCCACUCGGCACAGUACCUGUUCCCGGGCGUUAUGAACGGGACUGCUAGGGUCGAGCCCAAAUGGCUUUCCCCGGGGGUGCACUACUUCGUGGCCUCGCGUGACGGCAGCUCGCAGCUGUGCCGGCUUGGCCUGCGCCUCCGAGUGUCCGUGAAAGAGCAACACUGCCAGCCCUCCCCGCUGGUCCGCUUGUGCUCUGGGAAAGGGACGUGCAGGACCGACGCGCAGAGCCCCGCGUACACGUGCGAAUGCACCAAGCACUACUCGGGGAGGUUUUGCGAGAAGUAUGACGUAUGCGCUGCGCACCCCUGUGCUAAUGGCGGUACGUGUUUCAGCUAUGGAUCCGGUGACCCUAACGCUCACGACUACAAGUGCAAGUGCACACCCGGGUUCACAGGGAUGAACUGCUCCGAAAUUAUCGGGAAAGAAAGUUGCAGCAAACAGUGUCUAAAUGGAGUGUGUGCGCAAGUGACGCCAACAUCCUUCCGAUGUGACUGCCACCUCGGAUACACAGGUUCUCUUUGCGACAUGAGGAGGAUGCCUUGUGUGCCUAACCCGUGCAAAAAUGAUGGAAAGUGCUCUGAGUCUGAGACUGCGGAGGAGGGCUUUACCUGCACCUGCCCAGAAGCGUUCAUGGGGCCCCACUGUGACGGGGAGCUGAACAGCACUUGUGCGUCUUACGGGUGUCAAGCUGAACCCCCGUGCUCAGAGGAAGAUCAUCCCUCCACGUGUGUGUGUGAAGAGGGGCUCCCUGCAGGCGGUGGCAGGCAGUGCAGGAGGGUGCGGCAGGCGUGUGCAUCCUCUCCCUGUCUCAACAACGGCAGCUGUGUGUCCCUCGGUGACGAUUACACCUGCAGAUGCCUCAGAGGGUUCACCGGGAAGAACUGCGAGGACGUAAUGGACUACUGCAGGCUGCUCAGUAUUAACUGUCUGAAUGAGGGAUUGUGCCUCAGUCUAAUCGGCGGGUAUGAUUGUCUGUGUGCGCCCGGUUGGACAGGAGAGGUGUGCCAGCACGUGGAGAACGCCUGCCUCAUCUACCCAGACGGCUGCCUGAACGGCGCCACAUGCAUAAGCAUCAGCCAGCCCACCGCCCCACCGCGCUACACCUGCAAGUGUGCCGCCGGAUACACAGGACGCCACUGUGAGGCCGAAGUGGAUGAGUGUGAGUCCAACCCUUGCCGCCACAACGGGACUUGUACCGACCUGGUGGGCUCCUACCACUGCACUUGUCCCCCAGGGUUCUCUGGAGCACAUUGUGAGGUGGAUACAGACGCGUGUACUCUUCCAAAUGUCACCUGUCCCCCCAAGACGGUGUGUCUGGAUCUACCUGAUGGCCUCAAGUAUACGUGCCGCAAGCCCUGCCCAGCACAUAUCCAGCCGUGUGCUAACGAAGGCCGCUGCAUCCUCAACAACGCCACCAGCUACAGCUGCGUCUGCCCCCCUGGCUGGACCGGACACAACUGCCUCGUCAACAUCAACGACUGCAGCCAGCACUGGUGCCAGAACCGGGCCACCUGUGUGGAUCAGGUCGACGGAUACAGCUGCCUGUGUCUGGCCGGGUAUACGGGCGCCUACUGCGAGGUCGAUAUUGACUAUUGUGUCGGGCACCGCUGUUCGGAGCAUGGCACCUGUCUGGACCAGGAGCAGGGCUACACCUGCCGCUGUGCGCCAGGAUUCGAGGGCAAGUUCUGCCAGACAAGGGUCAACCAGUGCAGAAGCAACCCCUGCAACAACGGGGGCACCUGCGUCGUGACCGCCCAGGGAUACCACUGCCAGUGUGCACCGGGCUUUGAAGGAAGGACUUGUUCAGAGAAUGUGAAUGACUGCUGGUCCAGGCCCUGCCUGAAUGGCGGCUCUUGCAAGGACCUGACAAACGGCUAUGUCUGCUUAUGCCCCUUUGGCUUCCGUGGGAAGGACUGCUCUAGAGACAGUGUGGGGUGCGCGUCGGAUCCGUGCGUUCCCGCGGGGACCCGCGCCUGCGUGGAGCAGGUGAGUGGCUUCAAAUGCACGUGUCGCCACGGCUACACGGGGAGGCUCUGCGAAACCCCCAUAAGCCACUGCGUCCAGGGGCUGUGUCUACAUGGAUCAAAGUGUGCCAAUCUCCACGGAGGAGGAGGAGGAGGAGGCUUCAAGUGCCAGUGUCUCCCUGGAUUGACUGGGAGAUUCUGUGAAGUAAACAUAGAUGAUUGUGCGGACAAUCCAUGCGGGGUUCUCAGCUUCUGCAAAGAUGGUCUCAACGGCUAUGAUUGUUUUUGUGCGCCUGGCUUUAUUGGCAACCACUGUGAGAUUGAAGUGAACGAGUGUCUGAGCCAGCCCUGCCUGAAUGGAGGCUCCUGCUCCGACGAACUCAAUGGAUUCAGCUGCAAGUGUCCGUACGGAGUCACAGGUGACCUGUGCGAGAUCAGUGUUGAUGAGUGCCAGUCGUUGCCAUGCCAACACAACGGUACCUGCGUCGACCUCGCGUUCGGCUACAAGUGCGUCUGCCUCCCGGGCUUCACAGGCUCGGAGUGCGAGCUGGACAUUGAUGAGUGUGCCUCGUCCCCCUGCAAGAACGGAGCCACUUGCAUUGACCAGCCGGGUAAUUACUCGUGCCAGUGUGUGGCUCCAUUUAAAGGCGUGAACUGUGAGUUCCUGCCGUGCGAGGCGAGUAACCCGUGUGAGAACGGUGCGGAGUGCGUGGCGGCGGCCUCCGACCCCGAGCACUUCCCUCUGGGGUUCCGCUGCCUGUGCCGCCGGGGCUUCGCCGGGCCACGCUGCGAGAUCAACGUGGACGAGUGCAGCUCCAGCCCCUGCCAGCAUGGAUACUGCUACGAUGUGGUUGACGGUUUCUUCUGCCUCUGCAACCCUGGCUACGCUGGCGUCAGGUGCGAGCUGGGUAUUGACGACUGCGUCGGCAACAUGUGCGCCAACAACGCAACGUGCGUGGACCUGCACAUGGGUUACCAGUGUGUGUGUGCCCCAGGUUGGGGAGGGGAUCACUGCCAAGAGGAGGUGGACGAGUGCGCCUCACAGCCCUGCAAAAACAACGCCACCUGCAUCGACCUCUUCAACAGCUACAGGUGCAUGUGUGCUCGUGGCUGGACGGGGUCGGACUGCGGUCAGGACAUAAACGAGUGCGCGUCCUCUCCGUGCCUGAACGGGGCGCGCUGCGUCCAGUCCGACGUCCCCGGCGAGUUCUCCUGCACCUGCGCCCCAUUCUUCUCCGGACCGCUCUGCGGGACGCCCUUUGACCCCUGCGAGCCCCGCCACGACCCCUGCCGCCACAACUCCACCUGCCGCCCGCGGCCCGACGGCGCCGCCUCCUGCGAAUGCCUGCCAGGGUUUGAGGGAGCCCACUGUGAAAUUGACACGGACGAGUGCAGCUCCAGCCCCUGCCACCACCAGGCCUUUUGUGUGGACGGGAUCAACAGCUACACUUGUGACUGCAAACCAGGCUUUUCCGGCAGGCUGUGUGAAGAAGACAUCAAUGAGUGUGCCUCGAGCCCUUGCCAAAACGGAGGCAUUUGCCAAGACCUGGUGAACAGCUUCCGCUGCAGCUGUCCUCCAAGCUACUUCGGGGCCCUGUGCAGCCUAGACGUGAACGAGUGCGAGGCAUCUCCGUGCCUCAACAAUGGCGUCUGUGUCAACAGACCCGGAGGCUUCCGAUGCGUCUGUCUCCCCGGCUUCUCAGGAACUUGGUGUGAGUUAAACGUGGAUGAGUGCGACUCCAACCCGUGUCAGCACAAUGGCCGAUGCGUGGACGGUCCCAGUGGUUACCAGUGUGUGUGUCCGAGGGGCUUUACGGGGCUGCACUGCGAAACCAACAUCGACGACUGCCUGUCAGCCCCAUGUGCCCACGGCAGCUGCGUGGACGGCAACGGAACCUUCCACUGUGACUGUGAGCUUGGCUGGAGUGGCUACACGUGCGAAACCGAUAUCGACGAGUGCAGGUCCAGGCCGUGUUUGAAUGGAGGAUCUUGUGUGGACCUGACUGAUAAAUACGCCUGCUUUUGCCUGGAUGGAUACGCCGGGAAGAACUGCGAAGUCGACAUCGACGUAUGUCAGCGCAACGCAUCUCUGUGCUUCAACGGAGGCACAUGUGUGGACGGGCCCGGUUCCAAUUUCACCUGCAGAUGUCCACUUGGGUUCGUUGGGGAUUUCUGCGAGGUGGAUUUCAACGAGUGCUGCUCUGACCCUUGUCAGAACGGGGCUGUUUGCCAGGACCUACCCAAUGGAUACCACUGCCACUGUAGACCCGGUUGGACAGGCCUUCACUGCGAGGAUGACAUUAAUGAGUGCCUGCCGCAGCCGUGCAGCCAGGGGAUGUGCAUCCAGAACGAUCCAGGCCACGGCUACACCUGUUUCUGUCGUCCCGGAUUUGUGGGGAAACACUGCGAACACAAUUACGAUGAUUGUCUGCUGCGCCCGUGUCCCGCCGGCUACGCGUGUGUGGAUGGCCUGAACAGGGCCAGCUGUGUGCCCGUCGCGGGCGCCGCAGCCCCGGUCCCCGGCAUCAUUGUCACCGUGCCAGGCAUGGUGACGCCACGGCCUCCUUGGGGACCUGGAUACGCCGGCGGAGGAGGUGACAGUGGCGGCGUUGCCGCCAGUGGUGGUGGGGGCAGCAGUGGCGGCGUUGCCACCUUUCCUGCAAUGCCGUCCGCCACCAUCGUGCCAAUUCCUGGGCUUCAGGACACAGCGCCAACAGGAACAGACGGCAGCUAUGUGAGCUACUCGGGGAACUCGUACCUGGAGUUUCCAGGUGUGGCCCUGGGUACCGCCAGCACCCUGACCGUGAGGUUCGAGACCCGGCAGGCCGACGGCACUCUGCUAUACACAGACCAAGGCAACGAUGCCAGCGCCUUCUUCUUCAUCAAGCUCUACAUUCGUGAAGGUCGGCUACAGUAUGAUUUCUCAUGCAAUCGGGAGGAAGGCGUGCGCCGGAUCAAUACCUCCAUACAUGUCUCCGACGGCAACGAGCACCUGGUUCAUGUCAGGCAGAAUCUUGCUCCUUGUGAGGCUGAACUGGCCCUGUCUGGCUACGAGAGAGUGCGCAGCCUCCCCAGCAACCACUGGUCCAGCCUCACAGUUCAGAGGACAAGACGUCUGUUCUUAGGAGGCUUGCCACCCACCUACCGCCCCUACCAGGUUGCAGAGCCCUUCCAUAACUACAGUGGCUGCAUGGAGGUGGUUGAAAUUAACAGGCUCAGAGGCUUUUUCAUAUCCACUGCCAUAUCUGGAGGAAACGUCAAAGCGUGCAGACACGAAUGGAGAAACCACACAGCAACGAUAGCGACAGCACCAACCCGAACAGCUGCCUCCACACCACCACCACCACCACGCCAGCAGCCCCCAAGGCCUUCAACACCCCCAUCACCACCAGCAGUAGUCAGGAACGUCACACGCCACCACCCCACAAGGCCUUCAACACCACCACCAGCAGUCAGGAACGUCACACACCACCACCCCGGCUGGUCUCCACCUCCAGCUCCACCCCCAUCAUCUCCGCCGCACCCUGCGCUGCUGCCCUUCGCUCCCGCCUGUCAGGAGGGCCUGUGCCGCAACGGAGGGACCUGCCACCAGCUCCGACGCCCCACCGGCGCCGUGGCCUUCCGCUGCGACUGUCCCCUGCACUUCUCUGGUCGCUUCUGUGAGAAAGACACCACGAUCUAUUUCCCAUUUUUCAAUGGCACCUCUUACCUGGAGCUCCCGUCCCUUACGUCUCUGCUGCAGCAGCCUGACACACUGGGGGCCUCCUCCUCCUCCUCCUCCUCCUCCUCCGCCGGUGACAGCCCUGCCUCUCUCUACUUGACUGUGAGGACGAGGGCGAGCAGUGGCAUAAUCCUUUAUGCUCGAGAGGAGAAUUUCGGCGAGCGUUUCCUGGUGGUGUUCCUUCAGGACGGGAGGCCUGCUGCCAGACUGGGCUGUGGAGGUAUCCGCCCCCUGACUGCCAUCGCCGCUCACAACAUCAGCACCGACAGACUGACAGCCAUCACCGUGCGCUAUCAGCUGCCAGUCAGGCGCGGUGCGGGUGCGGGUGCGGGCCUGUGUAUGAUCGAGGUGGCCGUGGAUAAUGGAACCGCCAGCCAGCAGAGAGAGUUGCUGGGCCACCCAGUGUCGGAGGUGUCCUUGGGGCCGACGUUCCUGGGCGGCGUUCCGUCCCCGUCGGAGCUGCAUGCGGGGGCGGGGGUGCUGGCGGGCUUCACGGGCUGCGUGCGGGAGCUGCAGAUCAACAGCCGCGAGCUGAGCGUCGCCGCAGAGGCCCUGCGCGGCCAGAACGUCCUCAACUGCCCCACCGCGUCCGCCUGCCAACACCGGCCCUGCCGCAACGGGGGCACCUGCAUCAGCGAUGCGGAGGACUGGUCGUGUGUGUGCCCGCCGCUCUUCUCGGGGAGGCUGUGCCAGUUCACGGCCUGUACCAGGAGCCCGUGUGGCCACGGGGCCACCUGCAUCCCACAGUCCCACAGCGAGGCCGUCUGUGUCUGCCCCUUCGGACGCCGCGGGCUGCUGUGCGAAGACGCCGUCAACAUUACUCGUCCCCGGUUCAGUGGAAUUGACAAGUUUGGCCACACCUCCUACAUGUCCUACCCCCCCAUCCCCAGCGUCAACUUCUUCUACGACUUUCAGCUCAAGCUCACGUUUGCCAACAACGCCUCAGCCAUGAGAAACAACCUCAUCCUCUACUCGGGUCAGAAAGGACAAGGUGUGAAUGGAGACGACUUCAUGGUGCUCGGCAUGCGUAACGGCCGCAUGGUCCACAAGUUCAACCUGGGCUCAGGUGUGGGGACGGUGGUGAGCGAUCGCCUCAACCCCCGCCUGCCCAUCCACACCGUGCGCUUCGGCAGACACUUCAGGACCGGCUGGCUCAAGGUUGACGGCCAAAGCAACAGGACGGCGCUGUCUCCGGGGCAACUGGCUGGCUUGAACACCUUCAGUCAAUUUUAUGUCGGCGGAUACAAUGAGUACACUCCUGAACUGCUGCCAGUUGGGGCCAGGUUUCAGAACGGCUUCCAAGGUUGCAUAUUUGAUUUGCAAUUUCGGACGCGGCGAGAUGGGCGCUUCAGGGCUCCGGGCCAGCCGGAGGGCCAUCCCAUCAGUGGCCGCAGCGUGGGCCAAUGCGGCGUCAACCCCUGCACGCUGGUGCACUGCCACAACGGGGCCACCUGCGUGGACGCCGGGUCCAGCGUCUACUGCCAGUGUCUGUUCGGAUGGAAAGGAGCCUUGUGUUCCGAGAGGGUCUCUGUGUGCGACGCUGAACACAGUCCCCCGCCCCUGUGCGCGAAAGGUUCCACCUGCGUGCCACUCCCCAAAGGAUACACCUGUCUGUGUCCGCUUGGCACGGCCGGCCAGUUCUGCCAACAAGCUUUGAGCAUCAGUGAUCCCUACUUCAGCGGUAACCUCUCCUCCUGGAUGUCAUUCACUCCCGUCAGUGUGAGGCACAAAACGCACCUUCAGUUGCAGUUCCAGACGCUGGCACAAGAGGGCAUCCUGUUUUACAUGGCACAGCAUCUCUCAGCUCGAGCAGGGGAUUUCCUGAGCGUAUCUCUGACCUCAGGGUAUGUUCAGCUGCGCUACAACCUGGGAGACGGCACCUUCACGCUGCGGUCCAGAAACAAGGUGGACGCCAAAGGUCGCGUGUGGCACAGCCUGCAGACGGGCCGAGAGGGCGCGUACAGCUACCUCGUCCUGGACGGACAGGCAGUCACCCGGAACAACACUGAGGUCAUGACGACCCUCGACGUGUCCACAGACAUCUUUGUGGGAGGGGUGUCGGACCUGAGUGCCGUCUCUGCCAGCGCGGUGGAGAAUGAACCGAGCGGCUUCACCGGCUGUAUCAGGGAGGUCGUCGUCAACGGACAUGACCUUGACCUCAGCGAAAAGGGGGCGACGGGCGGUGCCAACAUCGGCGACUGGGAUGGAACGGGUUGUGGGUACAAAGUCUGCCAAAACGGCGGAUUCUGCCGCCCUGUUGGCGCCACCUCAUUCACCUGUGCGUGCCUGUCCAACUGGACGGGCCCUAGGUGCGAGCAGUCCGUGUUCUGCGUUGGCAACCAGUGUCGUCACGGCUCCCUCUGCGUCGCCAACGCCACCGGCCGCUCCUACACCUGCAUGUGCUCGCUCGGCUGGAGCGGGCCGUACUGCGACGCGCCCGUCACCAUGGACGCCGUAAGGUUCGUGGGCAACUCCUACCUGAAGUACAGAGACCCGCAGUACUACCAACGCAACCUCAAGUACACCCAGAUAUCCCUCAACUUCAGCAGCGGCCGCGAGGACGGCGUGAUGGUGUGGAUGGGCCGGGCGCAGCGGGAGGACGACGACUACCUGGCCUUGGGGCUCAGAGACGGCCACCUCCAGAUCGCCAUCAACCUGGGAGAGAGGAUCCCCGUACCGCUCCUCUACCCAAACGCCAGCCUGUGCUGCAACACCUGGCAUCACGUCACUCUCAUCCACAACAGGACCCUGAUCCAGGUGCUCCUGGAUGGCGAGACGGUCCUCUUUGAGGACGUGGAUCCCUUCGAGCGCUACGUUGCCAUAAAUCACGACGGCGUUUAUUAUUUUGGAGGCUUUGAGCUCAACCGAGACGUGUCAGCCAUAACAUCUGGUCUGUUUUCUUCAGGGUUUCAGGGUAGCAUUAAAGAUGUGGUUUUAUUCCAAGAUGCUAGAAAGCUGCAGUUUCUACAAAGUUAUGAGGGCUUCAAUGUUUACAAGGGAGAAGAUUAGCUAAUUAAAUAUUUAUAACUUAAUACUACUACUCAUAUUUUUAUUUUUGGAGCUUGUUUUCCCCAAACGAUAGAAUAGAGAUUCAUUCAGAUCUUUUACUCAUUUAUAGUUUCUUUUUUUUUACUCUGACUCACAGUACUGUACAGUUUCUUUUCUUUUGUCUUAGAAAUCGGUUGUUAGACUACUGCACAAUAUGCCUCUAACUUUAGCAUCUAGUGUGUAUAAUUUAUUUAUUAUUAUUACUAAUUGAAAGUUGUAGUCCUAAUUUGAUAUAAGCGUUGAUCCUGUAAUUGGCCAUAGGUUUCCUUGAAUUGAGUACAUGAUGGUGCUGUCAUCCUCUCUUCAUUUUCAUGCCCAGACUUGCGGUAGCAGUCUUUGCUUCUGUUCACACCAAGUUAAAAUAUAGAAACAGUACUGAUGUCAAAAAAAGCAUU